Molecule: messenger RNA, 782 nt
Organism: Odocoileus virginianus texanus
Lineage: Eukaryota; Metazoa; Chordata; Mammalia; Artiodactyla; Cervidae
Source: RefSeq, a predicted model, not a curated record
GAGUGCGUCAUUCCAGUGAAAACGGGCGCCAGGCUGUGUCCCUGCUGUGGAGCGGCGCCGUCGCCGACGUUUUCACCGAGUUCUUCAUGCGGCAGGGGCUCUGAAAGGCAGGGCUGGGGCGCGGCCAGGAUGCGAGCCCGGCGUUCCGGAAAUCCCAGGAGACGUUCCACCCUUCCUGAUAAACCAGGCCUGGGGUUAGAGGGUCCUGUCCACCCUCAGACUAACGUGAGUGCUCUGGGCCCAGGGAGAGCCGGGGCGCUCACAGUGCCGACAGCAAACGGCUGCUGGGAUGGACGGACUCCUUCACGCCAGCAUCCUCAUCUGCCCACUGCCUACAGAAGCCUCUGCUUCUCAUUUCAUAAGGAAGCACGCUUCCCGGAGGCUCCUUCUGCUCGGGGAAGUUCCUGCGAUCCACGAGGGAAAGCAGUCAAGGCCUUAAAUCAUGACGUGGAAAUCGAUUUUGUGGAAAUUUGGGAACACGUCAAUCACGAGAUAUUUUUACACACAAGGAACUUGGAUUUUCCACCUUGGGAGAAUAACAGCCCCCUUAUUGGGAAAGAGGCGGGAAGAGUUGGCAGAGGAAAAUGUUACAUCCUGUGGAACAAAGCAGGACCAGCUAAGUCAUUAGGAACGAGCAGAAUACAAUUCUACAUCUAUCCGACAGGACUCCAAGAAAAACACUGUGACGCUCUAAAUAGUUUUAAACCCAUUCUCAGGAAUUUUGUGAUUUCCCUAAGUCUAUUUACAUAAGUAAGUACGAGCAUCUCGUAAGUCAGACAGAG